AUGGCCGCUUGUGGCCGAGCUCUGCCGUCGUCUGGAUACACGCCUGGCGUCGCAUGCAGCCCCGCGCGACUCCAGAAAGAUGGCGCUCCGGAACCUGCAGGCCUCUCGGAGGAUCCCCUGCUCUGCCUGCUGCAGCAGGAAGAGCGCCGAGUCGCUGCGUACGAGCACGGCGUCGACGCGCUCCUCGCUUCGCUGCUGUCUCAGCGGGAGUUUCGGCGCAAGCAGGCGCGCCUGGAGGCGGAACUUCUUGCAGACUUCCAGUCGCAGCAAACCCAGCUGGCGAGAGCGACGCGACACGUCGAGAAACAGCUGAAACAGGUUGAGGCCCGCGUCACGGCCAUGAACGGCGUCGUCGUCCAACUCGAAACCGAGCAGCGCCACUUGGAGGAGGCGAAAGAGAUCGUCGAGGGCAUUCUCGAACUCCGAACACUGAAAGACCAACUGAGUGCCGCGCUGAGUCGGCCGAACCUGGUGAACGCCACGGAGGCGGCAUGUCGCUUCCAGGAGAUCCGAUCUUUCUUCGCGCUGGUCGACGGGAAAUAUGCCACGCAGCCUGCGGCCUUUUCGCUCGCGUCCGCUUCCCAGGCGGCUCUGAGCCCGCCCCCGCGGCUGUGCACUGUGGAGGCGGCGGCGCUGCAGCAGCUGCAGGAGAUGCAGGCGAAGUUGCUGGAGCUGCUUUUCCGUCGGCUCUCGGCUGCAUGCGCGAGCGCCGCGCGGGAGCAGCGCGAGGCGCGCGAGGCGCGCCGACGCGGCGUCUCGAAAGCCGAGAGUGAACGCGAGGCUCCCCACGAGGCGCGCAGGGGAGAUCGCUCGGGCCGCAGUCAGGAAGAGCCUUCAGAGGUUCGCGCUUCCCAAAAGGGCGAGUGGCGCAGAGAGCUCGUUGCCGCCUUCUCCUCGUUGCGCGCCCUCAACCUCCACCAGGACGCACUGCAGCGCUUCGCCGACCAACUGCGCUCGCAACUCGCUGACAGCGCUGCGCGGCGAUUCAAAGCGCUCCUGCAGCUGCAGAAACGGUCGGCGAGGCCGCAGGCCUCCGGCGACGAGUGGACUGCCACCGAGCCGCCCGAUCUUCUGCUCCACCACGCGGCCUUGGAGCAGCUCGCGGCCGAGGUCGCUGACGUGAUGCGUUGCCAAGUGAAGGCGCUCGAGUCGGCAGCGGGGACUCCUCCUGCAUGCGGCAGAGGCAACUGGAACGCAAGCAGAUCUGGCGAGGCUGCGGCUGCCGGGCUCUUCUCGAUCGUCGCGCUCCGUCAAGAGACGGAUAUUCAGAGUGUGCGCAUCCUCAAUCAUUUCUCUGACUACAACGAAGACAUCCUCGCCAUGAAGGCAGGGGACAAGCAAACGGCGACAAGUCUCCGUCGCGUGGACUGCGUUUUGUCGGAAAUCAUCUCGCUUAGUGCGCGGUGCAUGCGCCUCCAUCGGCGCUUCAAACUCGCGGCGUCCCGGCGAGGCUCGUCCCUCCUGCUUCAGCAGGCCGAGCACCUUCCUGCGGGACCCAACGCCGCGGCGCCUCAGACUCGCGUGGAGUCGCUACGUGCAAAACCAGGACAGGGACGAGGCUCGGCAUCCGGCGCAACGCUCGUCGAGUUUGUGCGGCAGUGCUCGGCGUGUGCCGACGCGACUUUCCAAGACUCUCUCUUGAUGAAGGGUCGCGAGGAGCUCAUGGCGCACUAUGUGUCCCUCGAGAACGCCUUCACCAUUGGCUCGAUCGACCAGGCGUUGAACGUCGCGGACGAGGUUCCCCUGCAGUCUGCGUGGGAGGCGGAGCACGCGCAGGGCGCCGGCGGCUCGGCAGUUGCGGGCUUCUACGAGGGGCAUGGCGGCUGUCAGUUCUCGCCGUGGGCGGGAGGCGCGUCCGUGCCGGAAAAGGACGAAGACGACGAGUGCUUCUACUCGACGGUCGUCGAUGACGUAUUCUUCAUCCUGAACAAAAGCGUUUUGCGCGCCAUCGGCAGCCUCGACGUCCUCGCCGUCUGCGCUGUCGUCAACAACGUCUGCUCCGUCCUCUCUUCCGAGGUGAAGGCGAAGCUUCGAGGCAACCUCGAAGAAAGCAAAACGUACUACGCGAACUACAUCCGGCUCGAGCCUCACGCGCUGCGUUACUCUCUGGCGGAGAGUCUGCGAGAAGUUUUUGAGCGCCAGGAAGGCCCGCCGCCCGAGAGUCUGAGUUCAUCUUACAGCUGGCCCCACAGCGUCAACAACGUGUCCUUAGCUGUAACGACGCUCAAGAAGUUCAAAGACCGCGUGGCGCGCGACUUCACAGAAACCUUCUUGCCUGCGUCUAGGAAAGAGGCAGAAAGGCAGCGCAGGAGACGCGGGAAAGAGAAGAAACAGGAAGGUGAAGGUCGCAGCGAGGACUGCGGGCCGAGUCACAGCCAAGGCGCUGGAGAGAAUGACGGGGAGCAGCCAGCUGAAGGCUUGUCUGAAGCGGACGACAGCGAGGAAGAAGAGGCGACAGACGAGCAGACCGACGACGAUUUCGUAGAAGAGGAAACGGGGAAACGGGAAGGCACUGCACCAGCUGCCGCGCCGAGUGUACAGGCAGCGGACCAGGGGGGAGUGAAGGAGCCGAAAGCCGCGCAGGGAGGCGCAAGCAACAAUUUAAUGAUGUUCCAAUACACCCUACAGGCAAGUGGGCCGCGAUUCCAAACCCAAAAAGGCAGCCAGCGAGAAAGAAAGGCAUAUAAAUCCAAAAGUGCGGUCGACGGAGUCGUCGAAGAACUUCAGAACCUCCACGAGCGAUCCUGCCGAGUGACUCUCAAGUUCCUCCAGCCCCACCUUCACCGCGCCUUAGACUCUCUCCACGAUGUUGUCUUUGAGAUCCACGAACGAGCCGGCGAAGGGGAAGACGCGGGCGCAGGACGAAGGAGCCCGCAGAUGGAGGAACCCCGUCUCGGCCUCCUGGAUGGCGGAGGUGUCGGCGACGAGCGCCUGCAGGAGCGCUGGCGGCUGCAGCUUCAGCGAGGCCUGGCGAUUAUCCUCGCGCAUAUCGGUCGGGAGUACGACCGUCCGACGCAGAAUCUCUGCUGCUCCCUCCUUUUGCAGGUGCUCGCCACCAAGAUGGAGACGCUGCUCCUCGACAAGACCUACACGGCUCUGGGCGGCCUGCAGCUGAGCGCGCAGCUCCGGCGUUUCCUUCAGCAAGUUUCUGCGCUUCACCACGCCUCAGGGCCCGUCCUGGGGCACGGCGUCCAGGCUCCUCUGGCGGCGAGGGGACACCCUCUCGACUUUCCAAAUUCCGUCUUUCGCAAUGGAGGCUCGGCGGUCGACGCCGGCGCAGGCCUCUUUGGUGCACUCGCCGCUGCCGCCGCUGGGAGCACAGCAGCUGCGGUUGGCGAGCAGGCUUUGGAGGAGGAGGGCGAGGGAGCUCUGGCGAAAGUCAAGAUCUUCUGUGACACGCCCAUUCGGCCUAAAUUUGGCCGAGUGCUGGAACUCAGCGAACUGCUCAGCCUGGGGAGCCUAGAGGAGCUUCUCGACAUUUGGGGCCCGUCGUCCGGGAAAUUCUGGCGUCUCUCUGUCGACGAAAUGAAGAAGGUCUUGGAGCGUCGCGUCGAUUUUACCAGAGAUGAGAUCGAGGCCUUCUUCCACAUGCACCAGGGGAAAUGA
Messenger RNA from Neospora caninum, 3606 nucleotides. RefSeq lists its product as hypothetical. The record is from RefSeq and is a predicted model, not a curated record. The transcript is spliced from 16 exons. NCBI's taxonomy places the organism in Eukaryota, Apicomplexa, Conoidasida, Eucoccidiorida, Sarcocystidae. The coding region runs from base 1 to 3606 and encodes 1201 amino acids.